CGGACCCAUCCAAUCCAUCCAUCCAUCCAUCCAUCCAAAGAAAUGUCGGCGGACACCAAGGCCCACGAGGAGCUGCACCAGGAGCAGAAGGGCGAGAAGAGCAACAUCCAUCAUUCCGAGGUCCUGGACAAUCCGGACCUCCUGCACGACGCCGUCGAUGGGGAGAACCGCGAGCAUCAGCUGGGCGUAUGGGAGGCGGCCAAGAAGCACCCCUGGGCCUGCCUGUGGGCGUUCACCAUGUGCUUUACCAUCGUCAUGGAAUCGUUCGACAUGUUCCUGAACACCAACUUCGUCGCCCUGAAAGCGUUUCAAAAAAAGUACGGGGUCCAUGUCGACGGCGACUGGACCAUCCCCACGCGCUGGCAGAGUGCCCUGUUCCAGUCCGGGCAGUGCGGUGCGUUCAUCGGGGUGUUCCUGGCCGGCCCCGUCACCAACCGUCUGGGCUACCGCUGGACGACCAUCCUGGCCCUGAUGAUGAUGAACGCCACCAUCUUCAUUUCCUUCUUCGCCGACUCCCUCGCCGUCAUGGUGAUCGGACAGGCGUUCGAGGGCGUGCCCUGGGGCUUCUUCAUCGCCAACUCCCCCGCCUAUGCCAGUGAGAUCGUCCCCCUCUCCCUGCGCGCCGCCUGCACGGCGACGCUGCAGAUGAGCAGGUCGAUCGGGUCCAUCAUCGUCGCCGGGGCCACCUAUGCCUACAAUAACCGGUCGGAUCAGUGGGCGUGGCGCAUGCCCCUGGCCCUGCAGUGGAUCUUCCCCACGCCCCUUCUUAUCCUCAUCUUCCUCGCCCCCGAGUCCCCCUGGUGGCUGAUCCGGCAUGGUCGCAAGGAGCAGGCGCUCCGCUCCAUCAAGCGUCUCGGCGCCACGUCCCAGGAGGAGGCGCAUCAGAGCCUGGCCAUGAUGGAGCGCACCGUGCAGAUUGAGGCCGAGAUGGGCGGUGCCCCGACCCUCCUGGACCUGCUGAGGGGGACUGAUCUGCGGCGUACGAUCAUCACUUGCCUGAUCUACGCGUCCCAGAACUUUGCCGGCAAUCUGAUCGCCAACCAGGCGACCUAUUUCUUCGAGCAGGCCGGCAUCUCGCCCAACAUGGCCUUCCAGCUCAACCUGAUCAACUCGUGCCUGCAGUUCGUCGCCAACGGGCUGUCCUGGCUGCUGACCACCUGGUUCGGCCGGCGCACCAUCUAUCUCUGGGGCACCGCCACCAACAUCACCCUGCUCAUCAUUCUCGGCAUCUGCGCCUCGGUGCCCCAGAACCACCAUACCAACUACGCCCAGGCGUGUCUCGGCGUCGUCAUCUCCUUCGUGUUUGCCGGUACCCAGGGCCCGAUCUCGUACACCAUCAUCUCCGAGACCUCGUCCGUGCGCCUGCGCGCGCUGAGCACCGCCGUCGGGCGCGCGGGCUACUACGUGGCGGAGAUCCCCAUGAUCUACCUGUCCUCCAAGAUGCUCAACACGACCGGAUGGAACCUGGCGGGCAAGUGCGGCUACGUCUGGGCCGGCACCGCGACCGUCUGCUGGGUCAUGGCCUACUUCUUCCUGCCGGAGCUCAAGCACCGCUCGUACCGUGAAAGCGACAUCCUCUUCAACCGCAGGCUUCCGGCGCGGAAGUUCAAGUCGACCGUGAUCGGGGUGGAGGAGAACGAGUGAAGCGUAUUAGACCGAGCAGGGAGGCUCGUUUGUGUUGCCUACACGGUCCCCACCGUGGCGUUGUUGUCAGUCCCCAGGAGCUAGAUGUAGUAUGUUGCAACCCUGCAGUUCUGCUUACCCAUGAUGUUGCAGUCCGCCUG
Molecule: messenger RNA, 1784 nt
Organism: Aspergillus heteromorphus CBS 117.55
Lineage: Eukaryota; Fungi; Ascomycota; Eurotiomycetes; Eurotiales; Aspergillaceae
Product: putative MFS maltose transporter
Exons: 4
Coding region: 43-1644 (533 amino acids)
Biological process (GO): carbohydrate transport; transmembrane transport
Cellular component (GO): membrane
Molecular function (GO): carbohydrate:proton symporter activity
Source: RefSeq, a predicted model, not a curated record